This is a messenger RNA of Panthera uncia (snow leopard), 4073 nucleotides long. It is a transcript of the gene FHL2, whose product is annotated as four and a half LIM domains 2. Lineage: Eukaryota; Metazoa; Chordata; Mammalia; Carnivora; Felidae. Gene Ontology annotation, cellular component: Z disc; nucleus. The record is from RefSeq and is a predicted model, not a curated record. Bases 2770 to 3612 code for a protein of 280 amino acids. Gene Ontology annotation, biological process: negative regulation of transcription by RNA polymerase II; negative regulation of calcineurin-NFAT signaling cascade. Gene Ontology annotation, molecular function: transcription coregulator activity; transcription factor binding. The transcript has 6 exons.
CUCUCUCUCUCUUUCCGUAUCCAAAAUUUAAAAAGAUAAUAAUAAAAUAAAAAAAGCAGGGAAGCUCUCUGUUUUCUCAUUAGCUUAUGAGCAACUUAUUUUGACUCUCAGGGUCUGUGCUUCACAUAAUUCUCUGGGAACCCUCAAGAGGACCAUCUCAGAUCAACUGUACCUUUCUCUGCUCCUCAACAGUGAUGGGUGUUCAUUUUACACCUAAACCCAUUGGUUUGACAGAAGUGCUCUCCUGAUCCUUAAAAUUGCAGUGACUUCUGAGGGAAGAUAAGGAACAAGGUGGGAGGGAGAUCCACCAUCAUGAGAAUCCCAUUUGGACCCUCUGAGCAGGUGGUCGCUACUACUCUAGUCCUGCUGGGAGUAGGUGUCAGUGCCAAUGACAUCUGUCUCUGGAGAGCCUCCGUCAUACUUUGAGCAGAUGGGGAGCCCUACCAGUUCUUAGAGUUUACUCCCAUAGAUGAUUUCUGUCCCAGGCCUGUGGAACUGGAGGAGGUAGAAAGCACAUGUGGCAGGUACCUGAACAGCAUCAUGAUCAUUACCUUGAAGGAAAUUCACCCCCUUCACUGGCUCGAGAACAUAGGAAAGGUCUCUGGAGAAGCGGCUGGUGCUGCUGUCUGCAUCCUUUCCCUCGCACCAUCUGUGCUUUGUCCGAACCCACGUGGAACCACUUUUUGAUUUAGACUGGGAGUUUGUUGUUUUCUAACUUGGAUGGCUUUUCUCUAACUUUCUAACUUUUUGGGAAAGCUCAUGUGAAUCCUCUUUUCUCAUUAAUAUUCCUGGGCCCUGGUUUCCUCCAUCCGUAAAAUGAGGCCGUUGUUGUAGAUCCUCUCGAGAUGUGUUUCCAGCUUUUAAAAUUCUACAGUUUAUCGUUCUGUCUCCUUUCGUUAUUCUUAUUUCAAGUUCUCAAAUCCUUACUCUUACAUUUUUGUGAGAAGAAUAGGCAGGCCGCCUCUGGUUCCGCAGGUACACGGCAAUGUUUAUUGGAAAAAUAUAAAUGUUGGAAACACAGCUCCCAAUUAUGAUGAUAUAAACAAUUGCCACUUUCAAGAGCCAAUAACUAAGGAAUUACAGGAAAGCAUUGAAUCUUCAGCCAACAUAGCUGCCGCAACCCGAGAUGGCCUGAGCACAAAGGAUAUUUAUACAUUGGGUUUCAGAAGACUAAUUCAAGUGUGCAAGAGCUUCGUAUUGUAAUGUUAUCACGAGAAUAUCCAGACAAUGUUUUCUUUAACUCCGGGAAGAGCCGUUUAGAAGGCUGAAUCCUGCCACAUGUGUCCAGCUGCGCGUUUAACGCUCUUGGAAAAACAUUGUUCUAUAAACACAGAAAUAACCAAGUACGGGUGCUUGAAGGAGGUUUAGUUCUUUGCUUAUUGUUGUCAGGACCUUGGACAUACAAGAGCACAAAAUUAAUAAACGCUAUCAAAUUUGCCGUGAUCAUAAACCAGGCAGCGAUAUUUUUUUUUUGCACCACAGGCUAUUAUUCCCGAAUUUCACUCUUAAGAUGGUUUGAAAGCCCUGGACAUCGAUCCCAGUGUAAUUAGAGUUUGCGAAACAUGGCUCAGAGUUACAGUUGUCAGUCUACCUGUUUAACAAUUUGUAAACUGUGGGGCGCCUGGGUGGCGCAGUCGGUUAAGCGUCCGACUUCAGCCAGGUCACGAUCUCGCGGUCCGUGAGUUCGAGCCCCGCGUCGGGCUCGGGGCUGAUGGCUCGGAGCCUGUUUCCGAUUCUGUGUCUCCCUUUCUCUCUGCCCCUCCCCCGUUCAUGCUCUGUCUCUCUCUGUCCCAAAAAUAAAUAAAAAACGUUGAAAAAAAAAAUUUAAAAAAACAAUUUGUAAACUGUGCACACUGAGCAAAUUACAUAUUGCCACUUGAGAAAAUACUGAAGAAGACCGAGUCUGUGUUGUUAACGCCCCAGAGGCACGUCUCGUCCCAAGUACACCCAUAGUGGCUUGUUUUGGGGAGCAGCUCUAACAUGUUUGUAGGGGAACAGCACAUGAGGUGAGCUGAGAAGCUCGUCCUGCCGUCCUCCUCCCCUCCUCGUCCCCUUCUGCCUGUGCACACUCUAUGCUCACCCUGGAAAAAAUGCAGAGUGACUGGCACAGAGAUGCAUUCUUGUUCCUCUCUGAAAGGCGCGAGGUGUUGCCUGGAAAGCCAUUGACCACAGUCACUGCAUUUCCCACUGUGUGAUAAUCUCUGUUCUUGGAAGCCAGCCUUCCCCUUUAUCCUGCUGUCUGGAUUACCUGGGCCUCGAAAGGGUUAUCUUUUCAUAGGGAAGAAGUGACUCGUCCCCAGGGACGUAUGGCAGUUUCUCUAGUGCAAGGGCAGGUUUUGCUUCCCAAUGUCUUUUCAAGGUCAAGGGUAAUGCUCUUUUGGCCUCUCAGGUUUACCAACUCCUGAGGCCCCUCCCUCUGGGCACUGGUUUCUUACUCUUCAAAUUUAUGCAUGAUAAAGGGGAGCUCAUGGAAAAUCUUUUUAUAGAAAUGAACAUAUUGUUUCUAUCUCGGCCUUUCUAUUUUGGGGGCAGGGAGAAAGGGAAGAUGUGAGGCUGCGUCACACGUUUGAAGCAUAGACCCAGCCCUGCCCGGAUGAGAGCUCUGUGUCCAAAAUUGACAAAGCUUUUUGUGACACAGUCAACGAGAGAGGGGAUGUUUAAGGCAGUGAAAUGCGUUCAAGCAACAAAACGGCCCCCAAACUAAUUUUUUUUUUUUAAGUAUUACUGAAAAUUCCAACCUUUGAAAGGGUCGUUGAAAAGCCGGGCGUCAUGAUGACGGAGCGCUUUGACUGCCACCACUGUGAAGAAUCUCUCUUUGGCAAGAAGUACAUCCUGAGGGAGGAGAACCCUUACUGCAUUGGGUGCUUUGAGGCUCUCUACGCCAGCACUUGCGAGGAGUGUGGGAAGCCCAUUGGCUGUGACUGCAAGGACUUGUCCUACAAGGACCGACACUGGCACGAGGCCUGUUUCCACUGCUCGCGGUGCAAGAGCUCGCUGGUGGACAAGCCCUUCGCUGCCAAGGAGGACCAGCUGCUCUGCAUGGACUGCUACUCCCACCAGUACUCGUCCAAGUGCCAGGAAUGCAAGGAGACCAUCAUGCCAGGUACCCGCAAGAUGGAGUACAAGGACAGCAGCUGGCACGAGACCUGCUUCAUCUGCCAUCGCUGCCAGCAACCAAUUGGCACCAAGAGCUUCAUCCCUAAGGACAACCAGAACUUCUGCGUGCCCUGCUACGAGAAACAGUAUGCCUUGCAGUGUGUUCAGUGUAAAAAGCCUAUCACCACGGGAGGCGUCACGUACCGGGAACAGCCCUGGCACCGGGAAUGCUUUGUGUGCACGGCCUGCAAGAAGCCGCUGUCGGGGCAGCGCUUCACGUCCCGGGACGAGUUCGCCUACUGCCUGAGCUGCUUCUGUGACUUGUACGCCAAGAAGUGCGCCGGCUGCACCAACCCCAUCAGCGGACUGGGUGGCACAAAGUACAUCUCCUUUGAGGAGCGACAGUGGCACAACGACUGUUUUAACUGCAAGAAGUGCUCCCUCUCCCUGGUGGGGCGAGGCUUCCUCACAGAAAGAGACGACAUCCUGUGCCCGGACUGUGGGAAAGACAUCUGAAGUCCACACCGCUGACUGCUGGCGACACUCACGGAUUUAUGUACGCUCUCCUUCUCAGCCAGGCAGUAUUGUGUCUGGUCUCCACCGGCCGCGUUGAGACUCUCCUCUUGUGCUUUUCUCAGUGAUAUCCACAUUUGUUUAAACCCUUUAAUCCUUUGUACUAGUUCAGUCCCAGGGAAGGAGGAAAUCCCUGUGUAAACCCUCGGUGGGUAGCUGGUUUUGGAGUUUUGUAAUCAAGCAAGGCAAAUCCAAGUGCAAAAAUCCUUUCGAAUGACAGCUUUGUAAAUGUAUCUUUCUUUCACUGCGUAUUUAAUUUUUAAGUGCAAUUAACAUGUCACGAACUUGAGUUUCCCAAACCACACGAGAUAAUGCAGAGUAGGUAUUUACAAGUAUGUAACUUCCUGUCAUGUAAGCCCUAAAGCAAGAUUAUACAGCUUACAAUAAAGUUAUCCAGAACAAAA